Xenopus laevis (African clawed frog) is the source of this 1629-nucleotide messenger RNA. It is a transcript of the gene desi1.S, whose product is annotated as desumoylating isopeptidase 1 S homeolog. Lineage: Eukaryota; Metazoa; Chordata; Amphibia; Anura; Pipidae. The transcript is spliced from 6 exons. Gene Ontology annotation, biological process: protein modification by small protein removal. Gene Ontology annotation, molecular function: peptidase activity; palmitoyl-(protein) hydrolase activity. The record is from RefSeq and is a predicted model, not a curated record. The coding region runs from base 137 to 646 and encodes 169 amino acids.
GAUUGGUUUUUAGAAGUCACGCUGACGGCUGUGAUUGGUCGUUCUCUCUGCAGUGGGUGUGAAGGGUAGCGACUGUGCUCGCACACUAUUGCCGGGCUGUCAGACAGUGAUUCAGUGGAUUUCGGCGACUGUAGCAAUGGAACCUGCCCAGGGUCCUCAUUUGGUCCGGCUGUAUGUGUAUGACCUGUCCCGCGGCUUGGCUCGCCGUCUUAGUCCUAUCAUGCUGGGAAAACAGUUGGAAGGAAUCUGGCACACUUCCAUCAUAGUAUUUGAUGAAGAAUUCUUUUAUGGCGGUGGAGGGAUCACCAGCUGUUUGCCAGGAGGAACAAUGUUGGGUGAACCCGACUCAGUGGUGGAGCUUGGCAAUACUGAGGUAACAGAAGACAUUUUCAUGGAAUAUCUAUCCUCCCUGGGGGAGUCUGGGUUCAGUGGGGAGUCCUACCACCUGUUUGAUCACAACUGCAACACUUUUAGCAAUGAAGUUGCUCAGUUCUUGACUGGAAAAAAAAUUCCUUCAUACAUAACAGAGCUGCCAUCUGAAGUUUUGUCCACACCCUUUGGGCAAGCUCUUCGGCCUUUACUGGACUCUGUUCAAAUCCAGCCUUCUGGUGGGAACAGCUUUAACAGGCACAGCGGACCAAGUUAAUCACUGCAGUGCCAUGUGCCAGUGGGGGCAGUGCCCUCGCUUUUUAAUUUAACAGCAUUUUUUAGUAUCUGUUUUAACCAUAAGUGUUUCUUUUGUUCCAUUUCAAGGACAUAGAGCCAUAUAACUCUUUUUUAUUACUUAUAUCCCGUCACUUUAAAUAAUCUAUGUAAUGGUGCAAUUUAUUUCUAAAUAAUAUAUAGGAAUCAAAAUUAUUUAAAAAAUAACCCAUCUCACGAGGGUAUUAUUUUUGUAUGCAUUGGUUAAAUACAGUUUACUUGUCAUUAUAAUGACACACAACUUUGCAUUUCUGUCAAAGACAGAGAAGGCCAAGCUGUUGUUGAAAUUAAUUAAGACAUUUUCUUCUUAAAGGUAGACAGCUAAUGUAUAUGGGCAUCCUUGCACAUUUUAGAUCAGCAGGGCCACUAUGCGUAAUUAUGAGGCCACAUAUAAGUUAGCAGGACCCUCCCUUGCAGGGGGAUCCAAUUACUAGCCCACUGGUCACGUAGGCACCAUUGGUGAUAAGCCCUAACAAGAAGUAAAAUGGACCCGAAUAAAAAAACUCUGCAUACUCCCUGUAAUCCCCACCCCUUUAUUAACUAUUGUUAGGGCCCCCUUUGUCAUGGGGUCCCUGACUGCAGUACUAAUUAAUUGCAUUAAUUAACUGCAUUCAUUUUUACAAGUGAUAGUUGGAGGGUUAAACUGGAUUCUUCACUUCUAAUGGUUCUUUAGCAGUGUACUGGAAAGCCCAUAGCUCAUAAAUAAGCCCAGAUCUCUUAUUUAAUUUGUACAGGGAACUUCUGAACUUUACCCUUUCAGAGUCAAAACAUAAGAUAUGUGGAAACAACAGAUCUUCAGAAUGUUGUACCACAGGUCCCUGGGGGUAUUGUUUCUUUGCAGAUUAACAUUUUAUCAGUCUUUCAAGGACACCUGGUUAAUGUGUUUGUGGCAAGAAACAAUUGUAAAGUCUGACUGUCUUUGGUCAA